Messenger RNA from Humulus lupulus (European hop), 2183 nucleotides. Its product is annotated as protein SINE1-like. Lineage: Eukaryota; Viridiplantae; Streptophyta; Magnoliopsida; Rosales; Cannabaceae. Gene Ontology annotation, molecular function: microtubule binding. The transcript has 3 exons. The record is from RefSeq and is a predicted model, not a curated record. Gene Ontology annotation, cellular component: microtubule. Bases 220 to 2001 code for a protein of 593 amino acids.
GUGGAAUUUAAAAAAGAUUUGAAAUUGAUUCCAAGGCUAAAAUCUUUCCGUUAGACAAAACUCCAUAGCCCGCCGAUUUAAACUUAAAUCCUCCAAAACAUUUCUUACUCCUUUGCUCUCUUUCUUACCAAACAGUCAGCUAGACAAAUAGCACUCAUUCAGGUUCUUCCCAAGUAAUUUCAGAAGACAACUCUUUUUUUUGGUAAUUCAAGGACAACAAUGGGUAGGAAUCUAUAUCCAAUACUACAGGAAGAGUUGAAAAAUCUUGACAAAGAUGCUGAUAGUCGCAAAGCCGCAAUGAGAGCACUCAAAUCCUUUGUGAAAGAUUUGGAUUCUAAGGAGAUCCCUCUCUUCAUUGCUGAAGUUUCUCAGAAGAAAGAAGCAGGGUCUUUGUCUGGUGAAUGCACGAUCUCACUCUACGAAGUCCUCGCCCGUGUACACGGCACCAAAAUAGUCCCACUGAUAGACAACAUAAUGACAACCAUAAUCAAGACCUUGGUUUCGAGUGCAGGAUCUUUCCCUCUUCAACAGGCCUGCUCAAAGGUUGUUAUGGCUAUUGCAAGAUAUGGUAUCGACCCAAGCUUUCAUGAAGAAAAGAAGAGACUUAUAAUUCAUUCACUCUGCAAUCCUCUUUCAGAUUCUCUCCUGGGAUCUCAAGAGUGCCUCACUACAGGAGCUGCCCUUUGCUUAAAGGCUCUUGUGGAAAAUGACAGCUGGCGUUUUUCUUCGUAUGAAAUGGUUAACAAAGUUUGUCAGAAUGUUGCUGGGGCUUUGGUGGAGAAUUACAGUCAGACCAAUGCACAUAUGGGGCUUGUCACGGCUUUAGCAAAACGCAAUGCUGUUGCUGUUGAACCAUAUGCGAGGUUGUUGAUACAAUCUGGACUUAAGGUAGUAAAUGCUGGGAUAGAACAGGGGAAUUCUCAGAAGAGGUUGUCAGCUAUUCAAAUGGUUAACAUUUUGAUGAAGUGUUUAGACCCCUGGAGCAUAUGCUCAGAGCUUCAGUUGAUAAUUCAGGAGAUGGAGAAGUGUCAAUCUGAUCAGAUGGCAUUUGUGAAGGGGGCUGCUUUAGAAGCUUUGCAAACUGCAAGGAGAGUAGCUGCAGGAAAAGGGUUGAAUUUUGAGAAAGUGUCUGAUUUGGUCACUGGACCAAAUUUUAGAGUGGGAAACAAUGGCAGGAAGAAGUUUAUAUUGACUGCUAGAGAUCAAUCAAAUGCAUCACCUGGACCACAAAUCUUCAAUUCCUUUCCUGAAUAUGACUCGUUGAUUGACUCUCCUAUUUUAUCAACAGAGGAUAUUCAAUACUUGGAUAGUGAUAGUAGUGGUACUGAUAGGAUGCUUUGGAAUUACGACAAUGGAGGUGUUGAUGUGUCUCUCAAGGAUGGAUUUUUCUCUGGAAUUGCUGAAGCAAGUGGAAUCUCUAACAAGCAACCUAGUACAAAUAAGUUUGCUGAUAACAAAGAAAAUUAUGAUGAAUUUUUAGGAUUCUCACAAAGCAUUCCCAGAAAUAGAAUCUCUAGUGGCACUACUAGCAGUCCUUUAACGCCACACACCCCAAUCAAUGUUGACAACAGCAAUAUCUUUAGAACUCCGAAGAAGCUUGUUCACUCAUUUCAGGAACCAAUCAAAAUGAACUCAGUUUGUUCUGGAAAACAAGCUAGAAGGUCUAGAAAUCAUUCCUUGGAUGAUUUUGAAUGGAAUUCGGAUUCUAGAUGUGACCAUAACUGUAUUUCACCUGAUGAUUAUGAAUGUAGAGAUAAUGAGAACUUGCAUGUUGACGUUGAGCAAUUUCUAGGCAGCUCUGAAUCUGUUUCGUCAACAGAAGACAUUCCUACUGAUGCUGAUUUGCAAGUGUCUCUGGAAGUAGUUGCUGAAAACAAAACCGCUCAUUCAAAGGUGGCUCUAAAAUUAGUUUGUAGCCUAUCUUUUGCAGCACUGGCUAUCUUUACUCCACUCUUUUGGUUAAGUAAUCAAGAUGAGGUUGGAUAUCUUGUUCCAACUUAAUUUAGUUUUAGUUUACUUAUUUUAGGCAUAUGCAAUCUUUUAAUGGUGCAGACCAGGAUUACCAAUACUCUUCUAUAGAUGCUAUAUUAAAUGAAAACAGGAAAACCGUCUUUUGUUUGUAAGAAACUUUGUUUGUGAUAUUAUAUCUUGUUACUUUUAUAAUGUGAAAUGAGAUUGGACUA